GGGGCAGAAGAUCGUGAAAACUCGGAGAAAAUGUUGACUUGACAGAUAAGCCGAACUAACCUGAAACAUUCCCAAAUUACCUUUUCUCCAGGAUUUUUAAAUGUUAAAAACUAAAAAAAAAUAUCAAGCAAUUAAUAGACGCUUGAGCACAACCAGAUGUUGCUGUUUAUCACAAACGUAUUAAUUAUCACGAUAAUUAAGUAUUGAAGAAGAGGUAAUUAAUGUUGUUAUCGUGAAAACGAUUGAGUGAGACAUUCCUGGAGCCAACGAUGAAGGAGGAAAUGGAGAACAGUGGGAGCAACGAAUUAUCUGCGGUGAUAGGAGCCCUCCUCGACUCCCUCGAAGACCGCUCCCCGUCUGCCCAAACCUCAAUUCUCACAGCCCUCCACAGCAUCUCCCACCACUCGCCCUCCACCCUAAUCCAUGCCGCGGUGUACUUCCUGGAGCUUCACCGUAAGCUUCCUCCAGCGCACACCUCCGCAGUCCUUCGGACAAUGUCGGAAACCCUCCGCGAUUCCUCGUCCGCCCUUCCCGAGGAACUCGCGAACUCCGUGGCAGAGCUAUCAGUCUCUCACCUGGCCCAGGAGUCAGAGCAAGAGGCCUCCGAGCUCCUGGUCUCCUUGAGUCGCCUCCAUUGCACUCAGUCCAUGGGUGGCCUCCUCAUUAAAUUUCAACCGGGUCUGGUACCUUCCCCUCCCGUUAUACGCGCUAUGGGCCUUAUCGCCUCCUGCAAUCCCUUCGGCAUGGUUCCCUUCAUCAAGCUCACUCUCUCCAUAGUCCUUCCCCUCCUUCCACAGAUUCACGAGGACACCCACAAGUUCGCCUUCUGCUUUCUCCUCGGAAAAUUCGGGGAGGCCAUCAACGAUUACAUAAUGAAUCUUGAUGAGGCCCCGGAUCCCGCUAUUUCCAAGGACGUCUUCACCGAGGAGAUGUCCAAGUCCUUCGACGUGCUGACGAAUAAUUGGAUGAAGAUCUCGCGGAACAUAAAAAUUUUGGAGGCAGCUGUCAGCGCUCUCUGCCCCAUUUUAACGCUUCUCCCUGAAGAAAAUGGUGGACAGAGGGCCGCCAAACUCACGCCGAUGCUUUUACAACUCUGCAAAUACCCGAAUUGCCGGCUCCCAGUCACUCGGUGUCUCGCAAUAUUACUGAAUAAUACUCUGGAGGAGAGCAGAGAGCUCCUCAGACCCUUCCUCGAACAGCUCCAGACGAUUCUCUUCGAUCUUGUGAACGUCACGCCAUUCGAGGCAUUCAGAGACGCACUUCUAACUCACUACGAGGUCUUGCAGUGCUUCAGAAGUCUCGUAAUACUCUACCCUGAGGAGGGUCUCGACAGGAUUCUCCAGCACCUCAAGAACCCCUCGGGGAAUUAUCGCGCUCGAUCGCUAGUCGUCCUCCGACAUCUGAUCAAUACUCUGCCAGCGGACGAUGACGCAUCUCUUCAGAGAAUUGCGCUGAGUCUCCAGAAUUCCCUGAGCGAAGGCAAUGCCAAGCAGAUGGUGGGAGCUAUCGUAGCUCUAGCUGCUCAUCCAACUCUUCCUCUUCUUCCUUCCCAAAGAGCUGCCUUCAUCAAGUACAUAGUCCUCAGGUGUGGAAUCAGCAAUGAGGAGCCACAGGCAUACGAGGAGGCUCUGUUCCUCCUCGCAACGACUGUCGAGGGCGCGGAGAUUUGGUUGUGGUCAGCACUCCUUCGAUCCCUUCUGGACCCCACCUUUACAGCCUCCGCUGUUCCUAUCCUGCGAUCCUUGUCAGCUCUUGCCGUGAAGAUCAUCCGGGCGGAUACGGGGAACACCUUCAAGGAGUUCUCAGGGACGAAAAUCCUGGCGAAGUGUUUGGAGUUGUGUGGAGAAGAGAAGAAUCGGCUGGCCGUUGUGAUAUUCCUUCGAUCUUCCGCACCACUACUGGGACACCAGUUGAAGCCUGAAUGGGAUGGUCGGCUGCUGGACAUCUCGAGGCUCCUCGAGGACGAGGAGAAGCCCCAGAAUCAUCAAACCAAAUUGAUGAUUUGGGAAGAGCAGAUGGUGGAGUUUCUGGAGAAGUCUGUUGAACUGAAAGGAAACGACUGGGCGGUGCAAUUGUCCAAGGAGCUGAUGCUCGAGUGCUCGCCCAAAGUCGCACAAUACCUGGCGGCAGUUACAGACGACCCCGAGCACUUUACGAUGCUUAUCCAUUCGGCUAGGUCUCAUCCCUUCGUAGAUGAGUAUCCACGAUCGGUGGGAAUUGGGUCGAAACGACAUCUGGCCCUCAUUCUCUCCCUCAUGGAGGCGGCAUGUGAGGUCGAGGACUCGCGAAAGCAUCCGACACGCCUCCUAGGGCUCGUUCGCGACAGCAAAGCAGCAGCUUCAGCCGAAGCUUCGAAAGCUUCCCUUCUUCGAUGCUAUGCGGAGAUCUGCAAGCGAUCGGACUCGCAAAUUCUUUUCCCUCAUAUCGAACGUCAUAUUCUCCCGUGGGUGGUCAAGCAUCUGAACGAUUCUCGAGAGACCACCACGAAGGAGGCGGGGUUGAUCACUCUGGAGCAGAUCGGUGGGGCAGUUCAUCCGAAUCGGCUUGCCAACUCCACAGGAUUGAAAGCUAGAGCUAGCUGUCUAGCUUCUCUUCUCAAUCAUCUGCAAUCUCACAGUGGCUAUCGACCCCUGCAGCUGUAUCCGAACAUCCUCAACGCUAUGCUCUCCCUCCUGCGGGUGCCACCAGCUCUCACCCCCGAGGAGCGAUCAGUACUCCUGGGGACAGUCCUGGAUAAGGUGAUAGGCGCCAGUUCCGAAGUCGAUCUCAUCCUUCAGGUGGACGGGAUACAGAGGGUCGUCGAUGGAUUGGGUAUCAUUUGUGGCGAGGUCAUCGGCGACUCAGCUGAUGCCCUCGCGGAGCUUGUGGAUGUCCUCAUCCCCUGGAUGCAAUCGAAAGCGGCUGUCGAGAGACGGACAACUUUGAUUGUCCUGCGGUAUAGCUUGCGCUCGUAUCACGAUGCGUUGAAGUACACCUAUCCCGGUGGGAAGCUAGAACCUGGACGGCUGCUUGGGAGAAUCCUGUCUUGGUCGGCAGAUAGCGAAAGGGCCCUCAGGCCCGCCGUAGUGGAUUGCGUUGCGCUGGCCCUUGGCAUCAACGCCAGACAUCGAUCCACUAUACCUGACAACAAUCUUACCCAAGAUUUGAGCGACUCGAAGAAGAUCCUCCUUUCAGACGACACGAAUACUCUCUACGAAGGGGUGAAGGCUCUAGCCACGGCAGCUUGCGAGCGAAUUUCAUCUGGAGAAGUUCCCAGUCUCGCUGAGGGCCUUAUCGAGGGUCUCCUCUUCCGAGGGGACAGCGUGGCUGCUGGCGUGUCUCUCAUUCAACUGUUCAAGAUUCGCGGUGCGGACAUACCUCGCUCGGAUUUGUACCUCGUCGACAACAUCAUCACCCAAAUGAGGCAGAUGGAGAAUUCCAGCUGCCGCCAGACGUCAGCAGAAGCGAUCAAAGUCUUGACGAUUCAUCAUCCGGAAGAAGUCCUCGAGCAUCUGCUGCAUCAACCGCUCCCCCUGGACCGGGGCACCGAGGAGUGCUGGAGAAGACUUGGAAGUGAUGAUUUUGGGCCCAGGACCUUGGACUUCCUGUUGAACCGCCUGGAGAAUAAUCAGCUCCUGGCCGAAUCGGCCGUCAACAAGGAGGGAAAGCAGUCAACGAUGGCAUCUACCGCUGCUUUCCCGGCCUUGGCAGCCAUCGUGGCGCUGCGCCAUCUCCUCCAGAGCUCCAAUGCUGAAGAGCUCAUUGAGAAACGACUCGCAGAGCUUCUGGCAAUCCUUUUGCGGUAUCUUGCCGGAUGGCUGCACGUGGACGCCCCGAUUUCCGUUGUCUCGACGAAAUUCGGAUUCGUGCCAAACAGGGAGGCUUGCAGGCUUGAUCCUCAUGGUGAGGUCUACUCUGUCCUCACUAAUGUCCUGACUGUUGUGAAUAUUCAUGUGGCGUCUAGCCUUCUGAAUGAGGUCUCCACUGCGUCCGAGAGUCAGGCGGAUGAGAACCUCGUAUCGACUGUUAGAUCGGUCAUUCGGUGCCUUGGCAGCAAAAAUGAAGUCCUCGUGAAUGUCGCCCAGACCUUGGGCAAGAUGAUCACCAGCCAGAUUCCCGCCCAGAGGGCAGUUGCUGUGGCGUUCUACGCGGAACUGAUCGGGAGGGUGGAUUGCGGGGAGGUCUGGAUGGAUGCGAUCAUCAAUACUCUUCAUGAGGCCAAGGCAGACUCUUGUGGGCUGGUGCGCAAGCUUGCGACCAUUGGAUUGACUAGAAUCGCUUACCUGGAGCCGAGACAAGUGGACGAGUACUUCGAGAACUGCACUGGAGCCCUCCUGGACGGUCUGGAGGAACCGUCGUCGGGGGAUGGAGCCUCUGACGUGGUCCUGGAAUCACUCAGAGGGCUCUCUCUCCUCCUCUCCUUGAAAACUGAGAAACCGGUGAGUCCUAGAGUAGUUCUAGCCCUAAAACCCUUUGUUGAGAAGGAUAACUGGGAAAUGAGGCUGGCAGCUAUCUCAGCUCUCGGGGCAUUAGCUAGAGGGUGGAUCAAAUCCGUCAAGGGUCCUGACGACGAUGUCAGCGAUCAUCUCCUGGGCUGUCUACCCUGUCUCACCAUCAAGAUCGGGGAUAAUAACUCUCUGGUGGCUAAGGCCGCCAGGGAGACCCUCUUCGAGGCUGCCAAUCUCCUCCAAAAUGACAGCUUGAGUCAGGUCUUGAGGAGUCAUGUGGCUCCUGGUGUUGCACUGAAUGUUGAGGGCUUUCUCAAGGAUUUAGUCGUGUGUUUGAUAAAGGAACUGCCUCAGAGGGCAGAGGAACUCAGAAAUGCUGUGGCCAGGGGGUAUUCUAGGUCAGAGGUUGCAUCCACCAGGGCCACUGCUGUUAUCGUCCUGGGGUUGUUUGGAACACCCAGGGCUGAGGAUGUCCAGAGAAUGCUCCAACUGUUGAGGGAUAAGGAGGGAGAGGUUAGGGCCAAGGCUGCUGAGGCACUAGCUGUGGCAUUCACUAGUUAGAUUCUGAGACGAUUUUUAGAGGCGGAAAGUUGAAAAAAAAAAUUGGAAAGAAUAAAAAAUCUUUUACUCGCGAAAUUGAAAUGAAAAAAAAGAAUAAUUGAGUCAAAAACGUUGUCGAUAAGCAGGCUUAGACGCUGCCAUAUUAGUUAUGUGAUAAUUUUAGCCGAUUGUAAAUCAAAGAGUCAAGAAAUUUUUGGGGACGAACUUUCAGCCACAUUUUAAUCAUUUUUUUCGGCUGCUGUCCUCUCUCAGAGAGGAUAUGAAAGAGGGGACGAGGUUUUUAUUGUUUUUUAUUGUCUUGUCCCACUACACCAAUAAUCAAACAAGUGAAAAAUAUUUUCAAGAAUUUUUUCAUGUUUUAAAUCAAACAAAGUUUUAUCAAUCUGACGAAUUAUUUAAGCUCCUUUUUUAUUAUAUUAUGUUAUAAAUAAUUAUGCCUACAAUAAGAGCAAUUUAAAUCCAAAUAAUCGGUUUUUCGAUAAUUAGACCUUGUUCUUAGCGCAAUGACAUUAAUAUAUGAUAACGUUAUCAAUUGUUACGAUUUGUAAAUAAUUUGGAGUGUCUUCAGGAUUCUAUAAAAAGUAUAGUGCAUCAAAAAUGGCGAUGGGUUGUAUUUUUCUAGAGAUAAAAGAAUAAAGACUGGAUUUUAAUAAUCAA
Molecule: messenger RNA, 5645 nt
Organism: Diachasmimorpha longicaudata
Lineage: Eukaryota; Metazoa; Arthropoda; Insecta; Hymenoptera; Braconidae
Product: maestro heat-like repeat-containing protein family member 1
Exons: 4
Coding region: 270-4988 (1572 amino acids)
Cellular component (GO): cytoplasm
Source: RefSeq, a predicted model, not a curated record